Molecule: messenger RNA, 4536 nt
Organism: Xenopus tropicalis (tropical clawed frog)
Lineage: Eukaryota; Metazoa; Chordata; Amphibia; Anura; Pipidae
Gene: tp53inp2
Product: tumor protein p53 inducible nuclear protein 2
Exons: 4
Coding region: 314-991 (225 amino acids)
Cellular component (GO): nuclear body; cytosol; autophagosome
Source: RefSeq, a predicted model, not a curated record
AAGGGAGGCGGGGCUGGGCUGUUGUGAUGUAACUGUCAGCUGUUGCAAGUGUUCUACCGAUUGAGCAAUGAGAUGAGCCGGCAGAGCUUGCUCUGUAUACAGUGCUGUACCUACCUCAGGCUGGGCUUCUGUCUCCUGACUUGGAUCUGCUGCAGAGGAAGGGCUAUUUUCGACCAAGUCAUAUAGAAGCCUGAUGUUUACAUAUCGCUCUGCCGGCCUCUGCUGACCGUUUCAGGUCUCACCACCCUCUUGUUUACAGCCCACUAUCUUCCGCACUUAGAAGUCCCAGCAAUCCCCAGAAGACACUCCAAUCAUGUUCCAGCGUUUAACCCGGCUCUUUUUUAGCGAUGUACCUUCCAGCAAUACCAAUGAGCCCAAGCCUAUCAUCUCUGAGGAAGAGGAUGAUGGCUGGCUCAUCAUCGAUAUCCCAGAGAGCUAUGAUUUAAACUCAAGCGGGGAUGAAGUGGCACAGGAGCAGGAGGAUGAUGCCACCCCCAGCCCACUGCCCCACUCCCUGGCUGACAGGAUUGGCUGGUCCAUCCCACCCCACCCUCCCCAGUCUAUGGACGAGAGCUGGUUCGUUACCCCUCCCCCCUGUUUCACUGCAGAGGCACCUGGGCAAGACGAGUUGGGGACAAGUCCUCUUGAAGAUCUGCUUAUUGAGCACCCCAGCAUGUCUGUCUAUAUCACCAAUGGGAGCAUCGUGGUGGAAGAGGACACCCGGGAAGCACCCAGAGACAGGUCCCCAUCUAAAACAAGAGUGGAACGACGCACCCCUCACCACGCCACCUCGAUGUCUGCCAAAGCUGCUAUCUUGGGUAAAGUAGGCCAGGCCUCCCGGAUCCAACGUGCCAAGGCUCAUGUGGACAGGCGCAAAAUAAGCCGAAAGAGCUUGCAGCGACAGAACCUGGCACGGGAGAUUCAAGGACGCUCUAUGACACGGCACCGCAGUUUCCUGUGCCAGCCCAGACAGCGCCAGUGCAACUACUGAUCCAUCUGCUGUUUACAUAAAAGCGGGCAUUAUCUCCACCCAAAUUCUUCCUCUUCUGUCUGUUGGGUUGGCAUCAACCUCUCUGGCUUCUACUCCCCUGUCUUUUAAAAUCAAAGCAAAUUCGUCUUUCCCCCCCCAGUUCCUUGGUUAUAAACACACCCCAGUACAGAAGGAAUGCUGGAAGCCCCUUGGCAAGGGUGCAGAGGACUUAACCACUUGAUUGGGAAAGACCUCUGAGCCCCUAGAAAAGAAGAAGUCAUCUGAUCACCCCGGAAUUUCUAUAGCUUCCAGACUGCCUUUGAAGAGUCAGCAUUGUACAGUACCUUGUAGUCUGCCCAUCUAAAUAUCCAGCGAUCCCCUUUUCUGGUUACCUGUACCCUUUACCUCCUGAGGGGCAGAGCUAAGACCGAGCUAGUUUUCUUUUUUUAAUAUAUUUGUUUUUAUUAUGGGUCUGGUUAGUUGCAUUGUUAAUUGUUACCAGGAAAAAGGUGCUAUGUACAUUUUUAACAGCUCCCCACUGAGCAAAACAGUGGUCAUUUCCCCCCAAAUGUCUUUUUUUUUCCCCUCUCUUUCUAAAUUCUCUGAAUUUCAGUAACCAGCAUGAUAUAGUGGGUGAACAAAAUGGUUGUACUCAUGCCAACUAUUUUGUGGUUGGAAACCACUGUGGAGCCUGUUAAGCUCGUCAGACCUUUUUUUAAUUUAGAGGGGCUUGCAAUGCUCCUUAUUAGCUGAACAGGGGACGCAGGUUGAAGAGGGCAGGCGGAAGUUGGCUGAAGGGUUAGUCAGGAGGGAAUGGAAUUCUGGGAAGAGAGGUAUAACAGGGUGUGGGGGUUUAAAUCAGUGAUGCAAAUAGGAAUCGGAGUAACAUGGGUGGGCAGGGUUGCUGUAAACAGUUUGACAUUGAUUUUAAAGGACAAAGAAAGGCAAUUUUCUAACCACCCAUCAGUUACACUUUAUUUUGGCCGUGCUGCCAUCUUUUCUGCGCUUGUACAAUGGGAGCUGCUGUACCUUUAAACUCUACGAAAUAUUACAUGGAAAAUACAUCCUGGUUGUUCAUUGGAUAUAUUUUCCCUUUAAUUAGAGACUAUUUUCAGUCAACACUUUUAUGCAUUCUAGAUGUUUUGGUUGCUAGUGGCAGGAUAUAAAGCGACUGAGAUUUAUAACUUUCAGACUAAUACAGCAGCCCUGUUUGGGGUUGGGAUUACUGGAGAUUUGUAUAGGAGCAUUGCAAGUCCCUUUAAAUCAUCAGGGAUAUGAGAGUGGUGGGCUACUGAAUAAUGCAAAGUGACUACCUACCAGAACAUGAAUCACUGAAUCUCUCUGCAAUGUAUUUUGACCUUCUGCCUGCAGACAGCCCUAGAAAUGUAUCCAACUGAAUGUGGCCCACCGGCCUGCACAUAAUCAGGAUAGGUUCUGUGCUGGAUUUAGUACAGUGUGAUCUCCUGACUGCAGAUUAUCCAGCUAACAUGAUUCUGUGAUUCAGUAUGGAAAAACCACUGAGAUUAUUAACCCUUCCCUACCUAACAAAGUGAAAUUCCACCAUAUUGAGAUGGCUGUAGCAGGCCAGUUUGCGUACAAGACAGAGAAGGCUGGGGUGCUAUAGCCAGAAAAUAUGCUUUGUAAGAGUUGUAUGUUAAGAUAAUGUGUUUUAAGUAUUUAUAUCGGGGUAUCCAUCUUUAGGCCCUCCAGCUGUAAUCAGGAGAUGCUGAGGUUUGCAGUAUCUGUGCUUCUGAAAUGCUUUGGCUGUCAUUGGCUGGUUGUAGCCAUAAAGGGCCAAAGCUAUGGUUGCUGAGGGCUGUAGAGUGGGCAUCCUUAGGACUAACACCUUCCCCUUUAAUAGAAGCCACAAAUGAAAUUUACAUGCUACAUGGCUGAUAAAUAUGCAUUUUCAUGGCUGCCUAAAAAUCAGUGCAAGCUACAGUAUUUAUAUUGCGGAUUUCAUCCAUGCACCAUGCAGAUUUUAUGUUGCAGGUAUUAAAGGGUGACCUGUCUAGUCACCCCUAGUCUUCUCACUUUUUACAUAGUUUGGGGGGUCCAGCCUUCCUGCUUUGCCUGGGGGCCCUUCUUAACAAAUUUCACCCUUACAUGUUUUUUUGGCAAAUGUAGAUGUCAUUUUCCUCUGCACAAUGUCCCAAGAAUUCCAGCCUUGCUUUACACAAGCUCUAGUAAUCCAACUUACCUGUAUAUAUCACGAAACUAAACGGUGCUUACAAUAGUAACUUUCAUUAACAGCGUGUAAAUAUUUUAAACACACUUUAAAAAAAAAAAGACAAAAAAGCAUGUGUGAACACUCUGAUGAUCGCAUUUCUGACGACUGGAGUUUAUUUUGUGCACGACAAGUGUGAUACUGUUAGUGGCUCUGCUGCUUUGUAGGUACAGGAUGAAUGGACUGUGGGAUUUUAUUUUUUUUUUAACCGUGAAUGCUUCAGAUUUGAAGUCUUUUUUUUUUUUUUCUUUUUUAAAGAGGUUUUAGUGCAUGCAUGGGAGAAUUCAAACACCAGUGUGGACUCAGGGACACUAUCUGAAAUUCUUUAAACACAAAAAAAUAGUUUGUUGUUUUUCUGUAGAUGCAUUUUAUUGUUAUUUUAAGCAAUUUUCAAUUAUGAAAUUGAUUUUUAUUAAGGAUUUGCUGGCUGUACUUGAUGUUAACCCUUUCAGCGACAGAUAUCUUGCCAGCCAGCUUCUGCCGCUGAGAGGGUUAUGCAACACAGGGGGGGUAAUUUACCAUUACUAGAUAAGAGUGUCUUACUGCCAUAACCCACAGCAACCAAUCACACAUUUGCUUUUAGUAUUCUGCCUGUAGCAGACUAAUAAUGUUUUGGAAUUUGUUGACCUGCACCGGCUCUAACCCAACCUGAGAAGGAGCUUUUUUAUACCCAUGGUGACCCACUCCCUAGGGUGACAUAAGAAAUUACAUCAGAGGGAGACGGGCUUAGCACCACACAGUUCUACCAAUGAACAGGUAUGGGGUAAUCGGCAGCAGUGAAAUGUCAAUUUAUUCUGCUCUGUGGUUGGUAAAAAGCAUCCCAUGCCCCAUAUUGAUGUGCCGUCUUUAUCCCAAACCCGUCCAACUUGAGGGCAUCAGGCCAGCCCCACAUCAUUAUAGCAGAUGGAUCAAAGCUAAUUCCUGAUUGGUUGCUUCUGGUUACUGCAGAGAGGCACUUUUGCCCAGUCUUAGUAAAAAAAAACCCCAGCGUAUUAUAGCGGGGGUGCAUAGUUAAUAUUUGCAGGAGAAUGUGACAAAAAUAAUAAACCUUUUUUUUUUUUUUAAAACAGCAAACCAUUUUAUUAUACCUUGCUUGGGCUGUUACCUCUUCCAGUGCCACAAAGCUCUGUAGCACUCUGGCACUUAAGUGGUUAAAAUAUAGUUUUGCACUAAAGAAUCACAGCCCCAUCCCUGCCUUUUCUUUGUUUGCUAUAAUAUUGCAUUAUAACAACAACUCUCUUGCUCAAAUUUACAACAGAUGCAAGUACAGAUUGUUGCUGCAGCCUGUAAUAGAUUCAAGGUGCCUGUUGGGAGAGAAGCAGGAUUUGGUGGAAGGUUA